This is a messenger RNA of Hydatigera taeniaeformis, 1284 nucleotides long. Lineage: Eukaryota; Metazoa; Platyhelminthes; Cestoda; Cyclophyllidea; Taeniidae. The record is from the annotation of a GenBank genome assembly.
CUAUUCCUUGCCUAUAAAUUCUACUGCUCAUCGCUUCGCGCUCACUUGUCGUUCGUGGGCCUGCCGUUUGCUGCGUUCCCGGAAAUGCGUGAGUGUAUCAGUAUACAUGUUGGACAAGCUGGUGUCCAAAUGGGCAAUGCCUGCUGGGAGCUCUACUGCUUGGAGCACGGGAUCCAACCCGAUGGUCAAAUGCCGAGUGAUAAGACCAUUGGUGGUGGUGACGACUCUUUUAACACCUUCUUUAGUGAAACUGGAGCUGGGAAGCAUGUGCCUCGCGCCAUCUUCGUUGAUCUUGAGCCAACUGUUGUUGAUGAGGUGAGGACUGGAACCUAUCGACAGCUCUUUCACCCUGAACAAUUGAUAACGGGGAAGGAAGACGCUGCCAAUAACUAUGCUCGCGGCCAUUAUACAAUUGGCAAGGAGUUGAUCGAUCAGGUGCUGGAUCGCAUUCGCAAGCUCACUGAUCAAUGCACGGGGCUUCAGGGCUUUUUGCUCUUCCAUUCUUUUGGUGGAGGCACUGGUUCCGGCUUCACCUCCCUUCUCAUGGAGAGGCUUAGUGUUGAUUACGGCAAAAAAGCCAAACUUGAGUUCUCCAUAUACCCGGCUCCUCAAGUAUCUACUGCUGUGGUUGAGCCCUACAAUUCUAUUCUAACAACUCACACCACUCUGGAGCACUCUGAUUGUGCCUUCAUGGUUGAUAAUGAGGCCAUUUACGAUAUAUGCAGACGCAAUCUAGAUAUAGAGAGGCCAACUUAUACCAAUUUAAACCGUCUUAUAAGUCAGAUCUUGACGGUAGCGGAGAUUACAAACUCUUGUUUCGAACCAAACAAUCAGAUGGUGAAGUGUGACCCUCGUCAUGGCAAGUACAUGGCUUGCUGCCUCCUCUACAGGGGUGAUGUUGUGCCUAAAGAUGUCAACGCUGCCAUUGCGGCGAUCAAGACUCGACGUAACAUUCAGUUUGUUGACUGGUGUCCCACUGGCUUUAAAGUGGGGAUUAAUUACCAACCGCCUACUGUGGUUCCCGGUGGUGAUUUAGCCAAGGUUCAACGCGCAGUCUGUAUGCUGAGCAACACGACAGCUAUCGCUGAGGCGUGGGCUCGUCUUGACCACAAGUUUGACUUGAUGUACGCAAAGCGUGCGUUUGUACACUGGUACGUCGGUGAAGGUAUGGAGGAGGGCGAAUUUUCCGAGGCCCGUGAGGAUCUCGCCGCCUUAGAGAAGGACUACGAAGAGGUCGGUGUUGAUAGUAUGGACGAGGAGGCCGAGGAUGGUGAGGAGUACUGA